Messenger RNA from Arabidopsis arenosa, 3623 nucleotides. The record is from the annotation of a GenBank genome assembly. NCBI's taxonomy places the organism in Eukaryota, Viridiplantae, Streptophyta, Magnoliopsida, Brassicales, Brassicaceae.
AAAUCUAUAAGCUGUUUCCACAUAUAUUAAAAAUAGGCUUUAAAUGGGAUCUGGAUUCUUGAAAUUUUUCAGAGAAAUUCAAGAAGAAAACAAAUAUGAAGUUUGGAAAAGAGUAUGUUUCACAAAUGAUACCAGAAUGGCAACAAGCUUACAUUGAUUAUGCUUGUCUCAAAACCAUUCUUCGAGAAAUCCAAACUUCACACAAAAGAUCAGAGAGACAAGGUGUCGUGAAACACAAGCUAUCUGGUCGCCGCAACUUCAGCGGCCUGACAAAGCGGUACAGCCGCACCUUCUCGUCUCGGGAACUCGAAAACCAUGAUAUUCUGGUUCACGCAACGACUGGGGAUGACGGGUUUGAGAAAUACGAGACUACCAUCUUGAAAGUUGCUGAAGUAGGGAGAGAGUCAGAGCUUGUUUUCUUUAAAACCCUAGAUCUCGAGUUCGAUAAGGUAAACCGUUUUUACCGGUCUAAAGUGGAUGAAUUGGUGAAGGAGGCAGUGGUUUUGAACAGACAAAUGGAUGCUCUGAUUGCUUUCAGAUAUAAACUCGAUCAACCUUCUUCUUCUUGGAGCUGCUCUGAAACAGUAUCAGUCGAUAUCAAUGCCUUGGAUUCUAAGGAACAGAAAGGGAAGACAUUAGCUGAAGAGAUGGGAAUCAAAUUAGAGGAAAAUGUAUCCAACGGUGGAGAUUCAACGAAAGAGACUGUACCAGAGGCGUUAAGUGUUCUUGAUCGUAUCAGAUUAAACAAACAUCAAGAAAAUCCUCUGUCCACAAUUAGAAACGUCCUCAAGCUCUCUAACAGGGAAGAUCUAAAAUUUACAAGAGAAAAUCUCAAGAAAAUAGAAGAACGGCUUAAGAAUGUCUUCAUCGAGUUUUAUCGCAAGCUUCGACAUCUCAAGAAUUACAGCUUCUUGAACACUUUAGCCAUUUCCAAGAUCAUGAAGAAGUAUGAUAAGAUUGCUUCAAGAAGUGCAGCAAAAUUAUAUAUAGAGAUGGUAGAUAAAUCCUACCUCACUAGCUCUGAUGAGAUCAACAAGCUUAUGUUGAGAGUUGAGUCUAUAUUCGUUGAGCAUUUCGCCAGUUCGAAUCGAAGCAAAGGAAUGAAUCUCUUAAGACCAAAAGUGAUGAAAGAAAAACAUCGAAUAACGUUUUCCACUGGCUUUUUCGUCGGUUGCACGGUCUCUCUAGUGAUUGCUCUUGGCUUGUUCAUCCAUGCUCGUAAUAUAAUGGGCGCAGCCGGACAUAAACUAUACAUGGAGACAAUGUUUCCUCUAUACAGUUUAUUUGCAUUUGUGGUUCUACACAUGAUCAUGUAUGCUUCAAACAUAUACUUUUGGAAGCGAUAUCGAGUGAAUUACCCGUUUAUAUUUGAAUUCAAAGAAGGAACAGAACUUGGUUAUGGACAUGUUCUUCUUCUAAGCUUUGGCCUCGGCACGCUUGCUCUCUGCGCUGUGCUAGUGAACCUGGACAUGGAGAUGGAUCCUAAUACUAAUAAUUACAAGACCAUCACUGAACUUGUUCCCCUUUUUGUUGUCGCGGUAGUGAUAGCUAUUUCUGUCUGUCCCUUCAACAUAUUUUAUCGGUCAAGCCGCUUCUUCUUCCUCAUGGUUCUAUUCCGGUGCAUUGCUGCGCCGUUCUACAAGGUCAAUCUUGCAGAUUUUUUUCUAGCAGACCAAUUAACAAGCCAGGUUCAAGCACUGAGGAGUCUGGAGUUUUACAUCUGUUACUAUGGUUGGGGAGACUUCAAGAAGAGGCAAAGCACUUGCAAAUCAAGUGAUGUAUACAGCACAUUCUACUUUAUCGUCGCUGGGAUACCUUACUGGUCACGUUUCCUUCAAUGUGCUCGAAGAUUAAUCGAAGAGAAAGAUUUAAGCCAAGGCUUCAAUGCUCUCAAGUAUUUAUUGACCAUUGUCGCGGUGUGCUUGAGAACAGCUUUUAGCAUUAACAGAGGAAACAACUGGAAAAUAGCUGCCUGGGUUUUCUCGGGGUUAGCAACAUUUUACGGUACAUAUUGGGACAUUGUUUAUGACUGGGGAUUGCUUCAUAGACCAUCUAAAUCUUGGUUGAGAGAGAAGCUUCUUGUUCCUCACAAAUCCGUCUACUACGUUGCAAUGGUUUUAAACGUUGUGUUGAGGAUGGCGUGGUUGCAGACUGUGCUGGAUUUCAAUAUUUCGUUCUUACAUAGAGAAACAAUGAUUGCUCUUAUUGCCAUUCUUGAGAUCAUACGUCGCGGUAUCUGGAAUUUCUUCAGGUUAGAGAACGAGCAUUUGAACAACGUGGGAAAGUUUAGAGCAUUCAAAUCACUGCUAACGUGGAGGGCGAUUAGGGUUUCUUACUUCACGGUCAAGUUUUCGAUGUCGCCGCAGGCGGUUUCUCCGCCAAGGGAGGAGAAAGGCUCCUCGCCGGAUGAAGGGCUCAUCUCUGGAUCGGUCGAGGUUACCAGAACGGAACAAAGUUUGGAUGAGAAUUUUCAAAGGGAGGAGUCGAGGGUUUCGGAAAGUCUGAAUCAAACACGAGUAGAUGAGGAGAUGGAAGUAGUUUCAAAAAACACCUCGGGAUCAUUCCCUGCGGUUUCAACAUCACAGCAAGUGAGCUCUGCUCCAGUUAAGUCAUGGGUAAAAGUAGCUCAAAAACAUUUGUUCACAAAGCAAGAGUUUGUGAUUUCGGAGGUGGAUGGGCAACAGAGAGUGGUAGUGCUAAAGGGGGUUUUUGAAGGAGCAAAGCCACUUUGGGAAGAUUUUCUCAUAGGGAAAUUUCUCGACACAAUAGCACUACAUGUGGGGAAGAUCCACAUGAUUGUGAACAAGAUUGGAGUAGGAAAACCGAUAAGGCUACAUCCAAAAACUGAAGCUUGUGUCAGUUUCGAAGAAGCUCAGAUUUUAGUUGAGGCGGAUCUCACAAAGGACUUACCAGCAGAGUACUAUCAAACGGGAGAAGAAGAGGGGGAGUUAGAUGUGGUUAUCAAAUACUCGUAUCCAUGGUUACCACCACGCUGUAGUAGCUGCAAAAAAUGGGGACAUGUAAAGGCUGAUUGUCUCGCUGCGGAAAGUGAAAAAACUACUUCGCAAGAAAUUUCAAAUCCGAAAGAAUCAAAAGACGCUGAAAUAGAAAAAGCUGCUACUGAAGGGGACUGUAUUUUAGUGUCAGACGCUAGAGGGCUAGAGAAUGUUGUAGUGACUGCAAAAGAGAAUGCAGAGGAACAAGAGACGACAACAGAAAAUGACCAAUGGAUAACGCCUCAUAAACCAGGCCGUAGUCCGGGAAAGAAGGCGGAAGGUUUGAAAUAUGGGGAAGUUUCUAUUCUAUCCAAUUCUUACUCCGUUCUUAGUGGAAAGGGAGAAGCUGAUGAGGAGGGAAAAGAGGAAGAAAGAAGUGGAAAAAUAGAACAGGAGGGCAAUAAUAGGAUUUUGGUGAAUUUGGAGGGAAAGAAAGAGAGCUCCAACUGGUCGGAGUUAGGGAGACUAAUGGAGUUUCUGCCUCGCGGCUCAAAAACCUCGCAAAAGGCUGCAUCAAACCCUACUACUCAACCAGGAAGGGAACAGAGUACUAGGCUUCUCCAACAAUAAUUUUAUGUCGAGCUUCUUUUGGAAUGUUCGCGGUUUCAACAAAAAUUCUAAGCAUUC